Frieseomelitta varia is the source of this 524-nucleotide messenger RNA. RefSeq lists its product as uncharacterized. The transcript has 2 exons. The coding region runs from base 130 to 417 and encodes 95 amino acids. The record is from RefSeq and is a predicted model, not a curated record. NCBI's taxonomy places the organism in Eukaryota, Metazoa, Arthropoda, Insecta, Hymenoptera, Apidae.
UUAAAUAGUAAAUUGUAUAUUGAAACGAUUGGCGAAUAAAUUAAUACGUGAGCGACACAAAUUAGUGCAUUUUUCAACAUGAUAACGCGGCCGUGCACACCGUGAAAGCAGUAGAACAAUAUUUUACAAAUGAAAAAAGAUUGUACUUUAGAAUGGCUAGCCAAAUCUCCGGAGUUGAAUAUUGUAGAAAAUUGUUGGGGGAGUUUGGAAGACAAUUCGCAAAUAUUAAUGAAUUUGAAAUAUGAAUAUCGUGGAAAAAUGGGAGAAACUAAGCUAAAAGCAAUCGUUCUUCGUCUUCUUUCGCUGAAUUUGCACAAGACAAUUGUUUCUGACAAUGAACAAUCAUCCGACAACGGAAGUGUAUCAAAUAGACCGAAAUGCAAGAAGACAAUAUAUCAGAAACUGUGGAUAAUGUAGUUCCAGAAAUUUGAACGUAAUUGGCAACGUAUUGGACCUAGCAAGGAUACAGCGAUUGUCUCUUGUCAGUGUAUAAAUAAUAAUAAAUAAAUAUAUUAUUAUUGUUA